Molecule: messenger RNA, 971 nt
Organism: Aspergillus heteromorphus CBS 117.55
Lineage: Eukaryota; Fungi; Ascomycota; Eurotiomycetes; Eurotiales; Aspergillaceae
Exons: 2
Coding region: 117-971 (284 amino acids)
Source: RefSeq, a predicted model, not a curated record
GCCCAAGUUGCUCCCAAGGCUUGAUUCUUUUAAGACAGCAAUACAACUGUAUUAUUGAUACAAUUUUUACGGUCCUCCUUGCCCCAGCCCACGACCAGGCAGGUCCUUUAGUUAAGAUGUCCAAAUUAUCCUCCCCGCUCAAGGCGUUGAUCAACAGUCCGGCAGCCCGCCCGCACACGGUCCCUGCACCCCGCCAUAUCGAGUCUGUAUAUAAGAAGAUCCAGCACCAAGCGCAAUCAAAAAGUCUCUCCCAAUCGUCAUGGCUAGCUCUCUCAACAGCCACCACUAUUACAAUAAACUCGCCCGAGUCCCUUACAGCCCUUUACCGGCUUGCGAGCACGUCCCAAUCCGCCCCGGAGAGCGUCGCGACUGCUGAAUUUAUGCGCGAAGUCGGCCUGAAAUGUAUCAGUUUUAACGGUAUCCCGCGAACAAUCAACUGUCUCAAUGCCUUCAAAGCCAGCCUCCCGGAGUCCGUCAGCGCCCAGCUAUCGACAACGCCUACACGUGCCCCAACCGCCGACAACAUCCAAGAGAUCUGUUCCCGGGGCCAGAGGCUAUGGGACUCGAUCUACCGGCCCUUCGAGACAAAGCUCUACAAUAAGCUCGCGGGCUCACAUCCAGACUUGCCGGUUCACAUCCUCAACGGAAACUACGGGGCGCUGCUUUCAGACCCGGCGCGGAAUACAGGAGCCAGCGUGGGACGACUAGCGACGUCUAUUAUAGCGGUUGCUUGUCUGCGUGCGCAGACGGGGGUGGGACCUCAGGUGACAUCGCACAUAUUUGGACUUCGGAAAGCUGUGGAUGAUGGGACUUGGGUUAGUGAUAGUGAGACGGAGGAGGGAGCCAGGUGGUUGGCUAGUGAUGAGGGGAACACUUGGAUUUUAGAGAGCGUGGAUGAGAUUGUGGAUAUAAUUAGCAACGGGUCUGGUUCGAAUUUUGCGCCUAGGACUGAGAGGGCAUCAAAGAUUUAG